Molecule: messenger RNA, 2574 nt
Organism: Homarus americanus (American lobster)
Lineage: Eukaryota; Metazoa; Arthropoda; Malacostraca; Decapoda; Nephropidae
Product: zinc metalloproteinase nas-4-like
Exons: 12
Coding region: 255-1511 (418 amino acids)
Biological process (GO): proteolysis
Molecular function (GO): zinc ion binding; metalloendopeptidase activity
Source: RefSeq, a predicted model, not a curated record
CCUCACACUGCCAACUCUCCUCCGUCCUCACAUACACUUCCAGACGUCACUUAUUAAUCUUUUCAACUAAAAAAAAGUGACAGCCCUUCAAUUAUCUCUAAAACGGUGAACAACUUCUCAAACUAGUAAGAGAUUUUUACAUCAUUAAAACAUAAAAGAGUGUUGUUUAUCGUCUCCAAAACGCCAAGGUAACUCGUAUACUGUAUCUUCAAAGACGCCAAGAGACUUCAGUUAUAUCCAUAUUGCAGUGGAAUAUGUGGGCGAUGCUAUGGGCGGCUUCAUGGUGGGUGGUGUGGGCGGCAAUGAGAGCGGUGUUGUGUGCUGGGGUGGUGACGGGCGGAGUGGCUGCUGGGGGAAGGUCCUCAGACCCCAACGUGCAGCACGGGGACAUGGGCCAGAUCCUACUUGACCCUAAUGAUCUCUCUGACCUGCCCCUCGGCUCCCCAGACACGAUGGACACAGACAUCCCUGGUUCGCCUCUCAGUCCGGCCGACUUCGAGAACAGCGCCGAGAUGAUUCACGACACGGUGGACACUAACAGCCAGGCUGACCCCAUAGAGUUGGCUGGCCUCUUCCAGGGUGACAUAAUGCUGCACCAUGGCGAUAUACUCCUCGACCUGCCUCAUGGGGCAGCCAAAGGUCAUCACAGGUCAGGUCGCAGUGCCCUCAUCGACGUACACAGACGCUGGCCCAAUGGCAUUAUUCCCUACGUCAUAUCUCAAACCUAUGGUGAGACAGAGAGAGGGACCAUCGCCAAAGCCAUGAGUGAGUUCCAUGCCAAGUCCUGCAUCCGCUUUGUCCCUCGUACCAUCGAGAAGGACUACAUCCACAUCCUCAAGGGCGACGGGUGUUCAAGUUCGGUGGGUCGGGCAAAGGGUGCUCAACAGGUGUCCUUGGGCCCCGGGUGCCUGUACGUGGGUAUAGUCAUGCACGAGUUCAUGCACGCCGCGGGGUUCUGGCACGAACAGUCCCGCUCUGACCGUGACAACUUCAUCACCAUCAAUAAACUGAACGUACAGGACGGCAUGUGGCACAACUUUGAGAAGUACGGCUGGGACAAGAUACAGAGUCUUGGCAUAGAUUAUGAUCUGGAGUCGGUGAUGCAUUAUGGGCCAUACGCCUUCGCCAAAGAACGGAAGCCGACUAUUAUACCCAGAGAUGCAGGCAAAGAAAUAGGCCAAAGACGAGGGUUCACCAAGUCAGACGUGGCCAAACUACAGAAGCUCUACAACUGUGCCGAUACCUCCACCUACUUCGUCACCAACAGCGCCCCUGAGGUCCUCGUUGACGCCCUCACAGAGGAGUGUGCAGACAACGUGAAACACUGUCAGAUGUGGGCAGAUAUGGGCGAGUGUGAGCUGAACCCAACUUGGAUGUAUGUCAGCUGUAGGAAGGCCUGCAGACAAUGCGUAAUGCCAGGUGGUGCCGCAGGUAAAGAGUGCCAGGACCUUAGAAUUUACUGCAGGAUAUGGAGUGAGAAAGGGAAUGUACCCGCAACCCUGACUACAUGACCAUCUACUGCAAGAAGUCCUGUGGCAUCUGUCAGGACCAUCAACAAGUAAACCCAACAACGAGCUGCGAGGACAAGAACAAGUAUUGCAAGUCCUGGAGCAAGACGGGUCAGUGUCACUCCAACAAGAUCUACAUGCUAGUCUACUGUAAGGUCGUGUGGACAGUGCUAACUCUCCGCACUGCCAGUCCUCUUUAUCGAUCUCCUGUCUUCACUCCAUUCUACAAGGAGCGCUGUAGUGGAUCCACUGCAAAUCGCUCCCGAAAAUACUGUGUUGCACACGAGCCUUAAAACACAUUAUGGAGCAACAAGAAUACUGUGUCUCCGCCUUCACUUGCUGUUCUCGCGCUCUUGUGUUAUUGUACCCCCUACCGCUGGUCCUCUUCCUGGUUAAGGGGAAAUAAAUGUUUUUCAAUAUUGUGUUAAUCCUUUUGGGAGUUUCGUGAACUUAAGGUGAAAGUUUGUAUAUUCAUUAAUGUUCACACGAAAGUUACAGAACUUUCCAAAGAAUAAGAAAAAAAUAUUUUCUUUUCGUUGCCGGAUACAUCAAAUAACAUUACUAUGAUGGAAUAAGUUUCUGAAUGCAUAACAUUGUUUAACAUAAACAUUAAAUUGAUACUCUCCAGAAUGGGUAAGAAAUAUCUUACAAAAUACAUAUAGACUGUUUGUGUACUCUUUGUUAUACAUUCGUAUUAAUACACUACUCAGGGCUUAGUCAAUAAAUGAAAGGUAGUAGAGUGCUAUUAAGCUUGCUGAAUUAUGUUUACUUAACAUACUACAGUAUAUAGAACUCCAUGGUAGACAACGUUGGUAAAGAGAGGUUAAUAAAAAUACCUAUAUUAAAAUAUAUCCUGAUAAAAAUAGUAUUUUCUUUUUAUUUGUAUGUAUCUUUCGUUUGUUAUAGUCAAUUUCAAUUUUUAGUGUGAUUUUAUCAGAUGAGAGACGUCGAAGAAAUAAUUAAACCUUAUUUAAAAUUUUAUCGACAUCCGAAUGGUAUUUUGAUUUUGUAGACCUAUCUCCUUUAAAAUCCUUCGAAGACAAUUUCUAUGUAAUCUGAUGUAAUA